This is a messenger RNA of Panonychus citri (citrus red mite), 1299 nucleotides long. RefSeq names its product RNA-binding protein 42-like. Bases 114 to 1016 code for a protein of 300 amino acids. Lineage: Eukaryota; Metazoa; Arthropoda; Arachnida; Trombidiformes; Tetranychidae. The record is from RefSeq and is a predicted model, not a curated record. Gene Ontology annotation, molecular function: mRNA binding. The transcript has a single exon.
UUUCUUUUCAUUUAAAUUGUCACCUGAGAAUUGUUUUGAUUUUACUUGUGGUGAUUUUAUUGGUUUCUUUUCGUGAUUAAUUGUCUUUUUUUUAUUAGAUUGUAAGUAAAGCAAUGGCCUAUCAUGAGUAUAACCACGAUGCGGUUAAAAAACGUCGUUUGGAAGCUGAAAUGGAUAAAUUUGAAAAGGAAAUUUCAAAACCUGGUCUAGUUGUUGGUCAGCCGACUGUUGGUUAUCCUACUGUUUUACCCGCGGCUAAUUCAUUGUAUCAAUUUAUUCCUCAUCAAAUUCAACGACAAGUACCAUCCAUGAACAGGGUUGGUCCUCCUCCAAUGCAUGCUGGUGGUUUGGGUGUCCCAACAAAUGGCUCAGUUAUAACUGGAUUGACACCGGGAGUACCUUUAUCUGUGGGUCAUAAUAAGAUGACCAAUAUUAAAGGAUUCCAAGCGAUUAAUACUAUGGCUAUUGGUUCACCGAUUCCAGGACCUUCAACGGGUAAUCCAAGUUACACUGUUACACCAAUGGGACUACCUCCGGGUGUUUCUCUGGCUUCUUUAGCUUCAAAUUCAUCUACUCCGGGUACAUCAGGAACACCCACGAAAAAAGGCUCCAAAAAUGUUGACAAAAGUUCCAGUAAAGUAAAGAAAUGUCUUAGAGCUGCGGGUGGACAAAUUUGGGAAGAUAAUACACUCACUGAAUGGGAUCCAGAUGAUUUUCGUCUUUUUGUUGGUGACCUGGGGAACGAUGUUACCGAUGAAGUUUUAACUCGAGGUUUCAGCAAAUACACUUCAUUUGUAAAAGCGAAAGUGAUACGAGAUAAACGUACAAACAAAUCUAAAGGCUAUGGUUUCGUUAGUUUCAAAGAUCCAACCGAUUAUAUCAAAGCAAUGAGAGAAAUGGAUGGUAAAUAUCUCGGCAGUCGACCAAUUAAAUUGCGAAAAUCAACUUGGAAAGAACGAAGUUUAGAUAUUGUCAAAAAGAAGAACAAAGAAAAGGCCAAAUUUCUAUCAACUUAAUCAUAUUGCACGCAAAAAGAUUCCCCAAAUCAAUAAUCAACAAACCCCAACAGGAAAACAACAACAACAACAACCAAAUCCAUUUGUAAAUUAAUCACAAACAAUUAACUGUCAAGAAAAACAAUUUUUGUAAAUGAAAAAAAAACUGUAAUAUCUUUUACCAAUCAUAUUACACAUUAACCUGAUCCGUCAAUUAAUUAUAACAAUUAAUUGACUGAUCACCCAUUAAAUGGUCAAACUAUCACAAAUGGUGAUAAUUAAUUGUAGAGAAUUGAAAUUUAAA